AUGAGCUCCUCCAUUAUCGUUGUGAGCUUUUCCCGGCGCUCUGGUUCCGGUCGUGUGUUGGUGGUUUUUUGGGGGGAGGCCCCGCGCUCUGAGCCCUGUCUGUUCCCCGAGCAGGUCUCGGUGCUGUAUUUCGCCCGGAGCGCGGAGCUGGCGGGGCUGCGCAGCGAGACCCUCUCGGUGCCACGGCAGAUCACCUCUCUGCAGCUCUGGGAGGAGAUCGUCAAGGCCCACCCCAGGCUUGCUGUCAUCCAGGAUCAAGUGGUUUUUGCUGUUCGGCAGGAAUACGUGCUUCUUGGAGAUCAGCUCCUGGUCCUUCAGCCUGGAGACGAGGUUGCCAUCAUCCCACCGAUCAGUGGAGGCUGAACCUGCCCAGAUUCUGUUGGUGAGAUAUGGAUGAAACUGAAGAUGUGCCAAAAGAUUUUAUCAAGCUCAAGUCUGCAAAGCUCUCUGUAGAUGAAGUGUCAGAGCUGGUCAUUUCACCAUACUGUGGGGCA
Molecule: messenger RNA, 494 nt
Organism: Manacus vitellinus (golden-collared manakin)
Lineage: Eukaryota; Metazoa; Chordata; Aves; Passeriformes; Pipridae
Product: molybdopterin synthase sulfur carrier subunit-like
Exons: 4
Coding region: 1-363 (120 amino acids)
Biological process (GO): Mo-molybdopterin cofactor biosynthetic process
Cellular component (GO): cytosol
Source: RefSeq, a predicted model, not a curated record